AUGGCGAAAGCACCAAAAAUAGACCCCAGAAAUGGGCUUUGCUCAGAGACGAAAAUCUUCCACAGCCUUAGACCACCAGUUCCAUUACCACCACCUUCUGAGCCAAUUUCCAUUACUGAGUACACUCUCUCCCUCCUCCAUGCUUCCACCACUCCCACCACCCCGUUCCUCAUUGACUCCGCCACCGACCACCGAAUCUCUUACGCGGACUUCCUCAACCAAGUUCAGUCCCUCUCCUUGUCCCUCCAGUCCCAUUUCCCUUCCCUCUCCCAAAACGACGUUGCCUUCAUUUUCUGCCCUCCAUCCCUCCAUGUCCCAGUUCUCUACUUCUCCCUCCUCUCCCUCGGCAUUAUCGUCUCCCCUGCCAACCCUCUCUCCUCCACCUCCGAGUUGACCCACAUGCUCCAACUCACCAAACCCAGCAUUGUAUUCACCACUUCCUCCCUCUGUCACAAGUUCCCGGAAACUUUAAAAUCUAUCAAUAGUGUCUUUGUAGACCAGCCGCAAUUUCAAUCCAUGCUCUCGGACACCACCACUGGCAGUGGAGUGGUGGGUAAGCAUGCCGGCCGUGUCAUCAGCCAAAAUGACACGGCCGUUAUACUUUACUCGUCCGGUACAACUGGACGAGUCAAAGGGGUGGAGUUAUCCCACCGUUGCUUAAUAGCCACGUUAGCUGGUUUUUACUAUAACAGAUACGAAAGCGGUAAAGAUAAUGCUGAAGAUCUUCCUCGUCAGGUGAUGCUGUUUUUCUUGCCGAUGUUUCACGUUUACGGGUUUUUUGGGCCAAUAAAGGCUGCGGCGUUGGGCGAGACAGCGAUUUGGUUGAGGGGGUUUGAUUUUGAAAAGAUGCUUGAGGCGGUGGAAAAGUAUAAGGUGACAUACAUGCCCGUGGCGCCGCCGCUAGUGGUGAUGUUGCUUAAGUCGGAUUUGGUGAGUAAGUAUGAUCUUAGUUCCCUGCGCCAACUUUUAUGCGGUGGUGCGCCGCUGGGAAAGGAGGUCUCUGAGCAGUUCACGUCCCGCUUCCCCCACGUGGAGAUUGUUGAGGGAUAUGGAAUGACUGAGGUCGGGGGAACAAUUUCACGGAUGUUAGGGCAUGAGGAGACUAAGAAAUAUGGAUCUGCAGGUCGCCUGGAUCAGAACAGGGAAGCCAAGAUAGUAGAUCGUGAUAGCAAAGAAGCUUUAGCACCUGGUCAGCGAGGUGAACUAUGGAUUCGAGGGCCUGCAAUCAUGAAAGGAUAUGUUGGAGAUCAUCAAGCCACUGCUGAGACCUUGGAUUCAGAGGGCUGGCUAAAGACAGGAGAUCUCUGUUAUUUUGACUCUGAUGGUUUCCUUUACAUUGUUGACAGGCUAAAGGAACUCAUCAAGUAUAAAGCAUAUCAGGUUCCACCUGCUGAGUUGGAACAUCUGCUGCAAUCGAUUCCUGAGAUAGCUGAUGCAGCUGUAAUCCCAUAUCCUGAUGAAGAAGCAGGUCAGAUUCCCAUGGCUUACAUUGUUAGGAAACCAGGAUCACAUAUCACUGAAAGGCAAAUUCUGGAUAUUGUUGCACAACAGGUUGCAGCAUACAAGAAGAUACGACGCAUUGCAUUUAUCAGCUCAAUUCCCAAGUCUCCAGCAGGGAAAAUUUUGAGGAGGGAACUGGUUAAUCUUGCUACUUCUGCUGCUCCAGCUAAAUUAUGAGGGCAGGAAAGGCUUCUUGCUUUAGAUUUUUGGCAUUGUGAUAAUUAAUAAUUUCAGGGCUUGUUCUAUUUUGUACUCAUUAUUAAAACUCUAAACUACCACCACCUCUAAAUUGCAUAUUACAAUUUUCUGGAAGAGGUUUACAGGAAAAAUGUAGAGAACCUAAACAAUUAUCAAGUGUGUUGGGAUAUGCAACUUUUUCUACAUAUUUUGCUAGAUU
Molecule: messenger RNA, 1897 nt
Organism: Coffea arabica (coffee)
Lineage: Eukaryota; Viridiplantae; Streptophyta; Magnoliopsida; Gentianales; Rubiaceae
Product: 4-coumarate--CoA ligase-like 9
Molecular function (GO): CoA-ligase activity
Source: RefSeq, a predicted model, not a curated record